AUGAAUGGUCCUCAGAAUGGCCUCAGCAGCCGACGGGAGGAAGCUAACAUAGCUGCUACAAUCUCUCGCCCGUUGACUCUGCAACAAGCUCUCCCAUACUCGCCACAGACAUCAACGGUCCCUUUUAUUCCUUACAUUAUCCCCGACCCCUCCAUCGGCUCUGGUUCGCCCGCCGAACCCGUCUCUGGCUUGUUUCCUCGACAAGAGUUUGACAAUCUGAACAACGAGGCGGCAACUGGGCAGGACCAACAAUUGAAGAGUGUCAAGCAAGCUGUUGACUUCGUCCUUCACGACAUGAAACCUGCACAACGCACACAAUACAACUUCCGAUCUGUCCCGCGUGGUCGGACGAGAUCUACGUCGAAAAAGUCAGUCACAAAUGGCCUCACUCCUGUAGCGCAGGCUGUACACGAUCGAGUCGAGACGUACUUCAGAGCGAGCAAGAACAAUGUCAAAACCGACAAAGCUGUCAACGGCUUCACCACAUCGCACACUCACAAAUUAUCAGACAAUGGUGACAAGACCCCGGAAAAGCCCCCCAAGAUUACUACGGAGAAGAAGACGCCAAACGCGACAAGACAGGCAGUCAUAAACAACGUCGAAGUAGCUGAGUCGAACCCUGUUAAAGUCGAGAUCGCUAUCACAGCUUCGAAGAAUUUUGACCCGUCUGCGUAUGAAGAUGGCGACUCUUUCAUGCGGUCUGCGGAAAUAAGCUCUGUCCCCUUGAAGAAGGCAGCAUCACCCCCUCCUCCACAAGUCGAUGAAAUCAUAGUGGCCGAAUCGGAGCCGGCUGGAGGCUUACGCAUUGAAUUUCCCAGCCUGAGUGGAAGAGAUGAGUAUGCUGACGUCACAAUUGCCCCUGAUGCGCCUAGCAACUUGUCAGCGCGUAAAUAUGGCAAUACUCAAGGAGGACAAGACUUUGUCGGUUCUGGCCUUGACCAGCGCCAACGUGGGGAAGCUGCACUCGACGCUCUGGAGUCCCAGCUUCGCACCAUAUUCUCAGCUGUUGGAUAUGCGUUCGCAAUGGAGCCAGGCUACGACCAUAUUGUGAGGCUGAUGCCAGACCAAGAAGUUGCCAUGACCGCUGGAACCCACCAAAAAUUGCACGUCGCAAUUCAAAAAGCUGUUGACUUGCGAAUAUUCGACAAAGUCCCUGUGGAAAAUCUCCUACAAAUCAUCAAGCUCAGUGAAACUAGUCUCAAAUAUAUGGAUAUCAUCGAUAUUCACAUUGACGAAAGCUGGGACGACGCGGCUGCAGAUUCCUGGGUUACACAGCUUGCAGAAGUUGAGACAGCCAUGAAGGCUGCGAGAACAUGUCUUCGAAUUUUGUCUGGUGGCCGCGAGGAUAAGCAAUUAUACGCGGAAGCCAUGAUUCUCAGAUGUGUUAAUCUCUGCAAGUCUGUCACUGAGGACAUCGUCAUGCCGCUUGUGGAACUUGGAAGCACCGGCACCGGCGCAGCCCUCUUCAAGCUUUUGUUCAAGCAUAAAAAGACUCUGUCAACAGUAUUUGUUACGUGCCAAAAGCUGUUCGCGUUGAUGGCAGAGCUGAUCGCCAAGAUUGAGCUUUCAGAGACGGCAUCCAAUACUCUAGAGUACACAGCCUCGAAACUUAUCUUUGUCGAGAAUGCGCACGUCGAACGUGAGUCAGUUGUUGGGGUUCAAAAAUUCGACGGCAUUCGAUCAGUGGCCAUGGAUAUUCUCUGCCAAAUCUUCGUCAAUAAGCCAGCACAGCGGCAGGGUAUCAUUGACGACAUUCUCACAUCACUGGAGAAGCUCCCUGUCGGCAAACAAAGCUCCAAACAGUUUAAAUUAGCUGAUGGAGGUAGCAUCCAGCCUGUUUCUGCCCUCAUUAUGCGGCUAGUCCAGUCCAGCUCUGGAAAAGUCGAUCAAAGUGGCGAGGGUCGCCGAGCGGCUCUGCUGAGAGAUCUAGAUGGAGAUGUGGAGGGUGAGCCUGUCACCACUGAAGCAACUUCUAGGCAGGGACAGGCAGUAUCUUCGUUGACCAGCGAUGACCAUGCUUCGCAGCAGCAUGCAAUUGCUAUUCAAGAGCUGGACACGAUAUCGAGUCCCCUGUACGAUACGGCCACCCGAAACGCCUCUUACGUGAUCAACUUCAUCGUGAAGCGGGCUAUUGGGUCCACGAAAUCGGGAGACACGCCUUAUCGUAACCUCUUGGAUCUCUUCGUCGAGGAUUUCACCGUUUGCCUUGACUCCCCUGAUUGGCCAUGCGCUGAGCUGCUUCUGCGUCUCCUCAUGCUGCGGAUGGUACAGUUGUUUGAAGGUCAAAAGACGGCUGUCCCUGCCAAGAAUAUGGCACUUGAGUUACUAGGCUCUAUGAGUGCGGCCAUCUCGCGCCUGCGCUCCCACGUCAAACGCACCGCCACCAAUUUUGAAGGUGCAGACGCGGAUGAAAUGUCACGCUAUCUUGCUGAUCUUGCCAUCCAUAUUCUGGAGCAAAAGAGUCAAGCAGAACAUCUGGUUGCUUGGGCAGGGCCAUUUCGUGCCGUGCUCGAGUACUUGCAAAGUCGCAGCACAGAGGAUCAGCAUCUGGCUAGUGCUGUGGCCUUUGUCAUCACAGACUGGGCGAAUAGGACACACACUGCAUAUGAUUCGAUCAAAGAUGAAGAAAUUGAACGAGACAGUGAGCUUGGUCGCUUGGCUUACCGACUUCGGAAGAUGGUUGCAGAUCGCAAAUGGCUUGCUAGCGAGUAUACCUUCAAAGCAAUUAGCGCCGCCCAAGCGAAGCUUGCAUUUUCAAUCAUUCUAUUACGGUCCACGCUCUGCGAGUCAUUUGGCAAGAUUCUCAACAUUUUGCUGGGCUCCAUGGCAAGCGACCAAGCGACUGUCCGAAGCAAGAGCCUCAAGAGCGUCAACCAAGUUCUGGAGACGGACCCCUCUAUCCUCGACGGAGACUCUAGCGUCAUUCAACUAAUUUUGGAAUGCUCCAGUGACUCUUCGACUCAAGUCAGAGACUCUGCCUUGGGAUUGCUCGGUAGCUGUAUCACGAUGCGUCCAGCUCUUGAACCGUCCUUGACACCAAAAAUUAUUGACCGUUUCCAGGACGCUGGCGUUGGAGUACGAAAACGUGCGAUGAAGCUGGCUCGAGAUAUUUACUUGCGCAACAAAAAUAAGGGCAUUCGUUGUGCUAUCGCAAACGGCCUGCUCCGAAGGGUCCAGGAUCCAGAUGAGGGUGUGCGAGACCUGGCUCGACAAAUGAUCGAGGAGGUGUGGUUUGCUCCCUUCUACUCGAAUGACGGAACAACCGCCUACCAAACCGCAAUCACGGAGCAUGUGGCCCUCAUUAUUCAAACUGUCAAAACAGGAACCGCCACUGAAGUCCUUGACAAAGUCUUCCAGACCAUUCUUCGGCCCAAUAAUAAAUCACUGGAAGGCCCAUUUUCGGUAUGCUCGAAGUUGGUCUGUGAUAUGUUUGAUCUUCUCGACAAUCCGGACUCUGAAGAAUCCUCAGGACCGUCAGGCAGAGAUGCGCUUCAGGUUCUCACCAUAUUUGCGAACGCAGAUCCAAAACUUUUCAAUUUUGAACAGAUUCGACUUUUGAAGCCUCAACUAGCGAGCUUCUCUGGCCAAGAAGAGCUGGCUGCGUUCCGCGCAGUCACCGUCAUUUACAAGAGGGUGCUUCCACAGAUUUCUACUGUUCACUCGCAAUUUCUGGGAGAAGUGCGCAAGCAGCUUCUCCAAGGUGUUGGAAAAAUCUCAUCUAGAGGCGCGCUUGAUGACCUGAUUGCGUGUGCCAAGGUUGUCUGCGAUUUGCUGAAUGACUUUAGCCCAAUGGCCAACCUGGUUGCCUCCAGUCUGGUCGGCAUUCAGAAAAUUGCAGCGGCUCCUCUAGAUCCAAAACGCCUCAAUAUUCUCUGCGCCUACGCGAUUAUUGUUGGCAACGUGGCGAAGCACUGCGACUUGGAUCAACAAAUCGAGAUUUUCAAGGCAAGAUUUCAAAAGUGGCAGGGCGAUUCGGUGCCACGCUUGAUUGUGGAUAUCGUAUCCCCCUUCACCAAUCCCCAACAACCGCUCGAGGCGAGGAAAGCAGCGCUGGAAGCCAUUGGAUUAGUUUGCCAGUCUUGGCCACGGAACUAUGUACUAGCUAAAGUUUAUACGGCGUUCCAGCAAGUUUUCCAGGACCAAAUACCCAUGUUGGAGACUAUGAUUCUCAGAUCCUUCAAAGAGUUCCUUAUGGGAGAAGAACGCCGAUCGGAGGCUUCUACUCAAGCUGCCGCAGCUGGCGGGAAACGCGAACUUACAGUAAUGGGUGGCACCACUUUCGAUGAUGUUGCUAGCGCUACAACGCAUAGAUUCCUAAAGGACUUCACCCGCAUAGCGCUCUCCAGCCAGGAUGAAUAUGCAUUCCUGGCUAUGGAGGUUUUGGGAAGUAUCAAUCGCCAAGGUCUCACGCAUCCCAAGGAAACUGGUGUCACUCUGAUAACGCUGGAGACAUCAGCCAACAAAAAGAUUGCGGAAUUGGCCUUUAUGGAGCACAGAUCGCUGCACGAGAAACAUGAGACAGUGCUAGAGCGAGAAUACGUCAAGGCAGUACAAUCAGCCUUCAACUACCAGCGCGAUAUUGUCAAGGAAGCCCAUGGUGCCACGACAGAUCCCUUUCAAGCAAAGCUACACUUGCUGAUGGAGGUGUUAAAAAUCAGCAAAUUGAAGAACAAGCAAAGAUUCCUGGAGAAGCUCUGCUACCAAGUUGACUUUGACCUGAACAAACUCAAUGCGAAGAGCGGCGUCCCAGAGCAUGUUGGCUUUGCCCGGUUUGUUGUGGACAACCUUGCUUUCUUCGACUACUCGACCAUCGGUGAAGUGCACACGACGGUGAAGAGCCUUGAGAAGAUUGUUACUACAACCGGCGCUACUGUUGCCCAAGCGAUUGAGUCGGAGAUUUUCAAUGUACGCAUGGACUUGGAUGCACCGACUGCCACAGGAGAAACCUCAGGCGAUGCCGAAGGUGAGCCAGCCGAUAUUGCAGAAGCUCCAGUUGUGGGUGCAGAUGUAGAUCCGGCCCGCUUCCGCCAACUCGCAUCUGCAUCCGUGAUAUUGCUCAUGCUUUGGGAGGCUCGCACUUAUUUACGAAAGCUGUACAAUAUGGGAACCAGCCGACAUGACAGCAAAGCGAAGCUUCUGGCCAAGGAUCUCAACAAAACGCCGACCAAGGUCCAGGGUGUACAUGGGGAUAAGAUCUGGGAAGAGUUGGCCGCUCACGAAACAGGCUACGACACGCUGCAAGGCAUGGGUGCCAAGUGUCAGACUCUGAUUGAGCUGAUGAAUGUGGACAAAGAAUUCAAGGUUGCAGAAGACGACGAACAGGCGGAUAUGGAUGCAGCGGGUACUGCAAGUGAAGGGGAGGACGAUGGCGAAGGCGGUGAGAGAGGACGGAAGAGGAAAGGGGGGCCUACGCCUGGCGGACGAAAGAAGCGUCCUCGAUCGAACUCGCAGCCGCGGAAGAGAGGGCGGCCGCGCCUGUCAAGUAUUGAGGCAGACGAUGAGGAAGGCGACGCAUCCUGGCUUUAG
Molecule: messenger RNA, 5526 nt
Organism: Cordyceps militaris CM01
Lineage: Eukaryota; Fungi; Ascomycota; Sordariomycetes; Hypocreales; Cordycipitaceae
Product: sister chromatid cohesion protein Mis4, putative
Exons: 3
Coding region: 1-5526 (1841 amino acids)
Biological process (GO): establishment of mitotic sister chromatid cohesion; establishment of protein localization to chromatin; regulation of gene expression
Cellular component (GO): Scc2-Scc4 cohesin loading complex
Molecular function (GO): chromatin binding
Source: RefSeq, a predicted model, not a curated record